Messenger RNA from Gaeumannomyces tritici R3-111a-1, 318 nucleotides. RefSeq lists its product as hypothetical. NCBI's taxonomy places the organism in Eukaryota, Fungi, Ascomycota, Sordariomycetes, Magnaporthales, Magnaporthaceae. The record is from RefSeq and is a predicted model, not a curated record. The transcript has 2 exons. The coding region runs from base 1 to 318 and encodes 105 amino acids.
AUGAGAGGGAGAGCAGAGAACGGAAAAGUAGCACGAGGUACCCGUAAGGAAUGCAGAAGAGAACUCGCUGCACGCAACAAGGGCGAGGCCAGUGGUGCCAAAAAGGGGGCGGGCCAGACCCGAGUCGGCGGCUGCUGGUGGGCGGUGUUCAUCCCAAAUGAGGGCUGUGUGCGCGAUGGGCUUGACGUUUUGGGGGGUCAGGAUUUGCCUGUGGCGCUCCAGGGGAAUUCCCAGGUUGCCAGAGCCCCAUCCGCCAGCGUCUCCCGUGCCUGGCUGCCCCCAGUCAUGUCAAUCGGGCAGCCGAGGGUGGGGAUUUAG